This is a messenger RNA of Stegostoma tigrinum, 6319 nucleotides long. RefSeq names its product dihydrouridine synthase 3-like (S. cerevisiae) (gene dus3l). Bases 357 to 2573 code for a protein of 738 amino acids. The transcript is spliced from 14 exons. NCBI's taxonomy places the organism in Eukaryota, Metazoa, Chordata, Chondrichthyes, Orectolobiformes, Stegostomatidae. Gene Ontology annotation, biological process: tRNA processing. Gene Ontology annotation, molecular function: RNA binding; metal ion binding; flavin adenine dinucleotide binding. The record is from RefSeq and is a predicted model, not a curated record.
AGUGUGUCCGGCUCUGGGAGCGUGGAUUCCGAAGUGGGAGCAGCAGUCUUCGUUCGCCUUCAAUUUAAACAUACAGGCAACGUAAUAUUUAAGCGGCUGCUUUUGUAUUUUGCUCGCCGCCUCUCGGGUAGAGUUAUUGUGUGAUUUGAUGCGGUUUGCUUUCUGUCCGGCCGACGUUGUUUUCUCACGAAGGAUCGCUGGAAGUUUAAAUUGGACUCCCUGCCCAAACCCCCACGCAAGGCUAUUAGGAACUGUGAUGGCUUUAAUCGUAGUGAAAGAUUAUUUAAACUGUUUUAAUUAUUAGAAACCUGUGGUACUUAACAGUUGCAAGCCUUAAACGUUAACCCAGUUAAAAUAUGGCUGAAACUGGAGAUGCCACCAACUGUGUCAAUGAGAGUGUGAGCGACCCAGGAGUAGCAGCCAUCAAGCUUCAGUAUCGUACUACCAAAGAUCAUUUUCAUGAAUACAUUAAUAGUGGAAGGGAUGAAAACCUAAAAUUUACUGACAAAGAUCUUCAUCAGUUAGAUGAAGUUACUGAAGGUGCUGCAGACUAUGAUCUCCCAGAGCACAAAGCAAAAAGAAUUAGACUGGAUGAAAACAGUGAAAAUGUUAAUAAAAAAUCUGAAAAGGAUAAUAGUGGAUCAUGUCAGAAAGAAGAGGAACACAAACAAAUUAACAAGAAAGCAAGGGGCCAAAAUAAAAACAGACCUCAUAUGAAGCCCAAACACUAUGAACAUGAUCAAAAGUUGUGCACUUCAGUUUGCCAGGAACCUCCAAAGAAAUGUUACUUUGGUGAAAAGUGCAGAUUUUUGCAUGAUCUGUCAAAGUAUCUGGAAUCCAAGCCUUCUGAUCUCGGUGACCAUUGCCACUUAUAUGACACAUAUGGGAGAUGCCAAUAUGGUGUUACUUGCCGCUAUGCAAAAUCUCACACUGGGCCAAAUAACAAGAACUUAAUUAAUGAAGAUCUUAUGAAGACAUGGGAAGGAACACAGAUUGUGAAGAAUAGUCUAAGUAAAGAUCUGCAGCAGACCCUACGUAAAAAGAAGUUCCACUUUAACAAGUCUGAGCAAUAUUUGAAACAAUUGAACAAAGGCAAUACGUGUGAAAAUCAAAGUGACACAGAAAAGAAAACCUUUGCUCAAACAAAAUGCAUUGAAGAGAAGGUUACAGCAAGUAAUUCAACAGAGAUAAAGUUGCCUGUUGACAUUUCAAAUAGAGCCAUCGAGGAAAAGGAUUCUUCUGUCGGAUCACAGGACUAUAUAAAGGCAGAAUCACCAAGUGUAUUUUAUUCUGAAAACACAUUGAAUAAUGGUCAGGCACUGGAAUCAGAACAGGGGAAUAUUGAAAUAAAUGAGCUGAGUACUUUUUCUAGAACAGGUACAGACAUAGCCGAAUCUGUCAAAGAUGACAAUGAAGAAAUAAUUUCCACAAAAACUUUGGGAGUUGUGACUGAUGAAGAUAUUAUAAAAGUACGAUCCUGUGAGAAGAAACGACUGAACUUCAGGGAUAAGCUUUAUCUUGCUCCACUAACAACAUGUGGUAAUCUCCCUUUCCGCCGAAUAUGUAAAAGAUUUGGAGCUGACAUCACCUGUGGAGAGAUGGCAAUGUGUAUAAAACUUUUGCAAGGACAGUCUUCAGAAUGGGCGCUGUUGAAACGGCAUUAUACAGAAGACCUCUUUGGAGUCCAGCUAGAGGGAGCUUUUCCUGACACAAUGACAAAAUGUGCCGAGCUUCUGAACCAAAACAUAGAUGUAGACUUUGUUGAUAUUAAUGUGGGCUGCCCAAUUGAUCUAGUAUAUCAUAAGGGAGGUGGAUGUGGUUUAAUGAAUCGUUUGAGCAAGUUGGAACAGAUCGUGAAAGGAAUGAAUUCUGUGUUGGAUGUUCCUCUGACUGCAAAAUUACGGACCGGUGUACAUGAGAAAGUGAACAUUGCCCACAAAAUAAUACCUAACCUUCGAGAUUGCGGGCUUUCCCUUGUUACACUCCAUGGCAGAUCCAGAGAGCAGCGUUACACUAAAUUAUCAGAUUGGGACUACAUUGAUCACUGCGCUCAACUGGCUAAUCCAAUGCCACUCUUUGGGAAUGGUGAUAUACUAUCAUUUGAAGAUGCUAACAGAGCUAAGGCAACAACUAGUGUUUCUGGAAUUAUGAUUGCAAGGUGUGUAAUCUAUAGAGUAAUACGAGGGGCACUGAUUAAACCUUGGAUAUUUACUGAGAUAAAAGAACAACGACACUGGGAUAUUUCCUCGAGAGAGAGAUUUGAAAUUCUGCAGGAUUUUAGAAAUUAUGGGCUAGAGCACUGGGGAUCUGAUACGCAGGGAGUAGAGAAGAGCAGAAAGUUUCUCCUGGAGUGGCUAUCAUUCUUAUGCAGGUAUAUUCCGAUAGGUCUCCUAGAACAUAUACCUCAGAAAAUCAAUGAAAGGCCUCCUUAUUAUUUAGGUAGAGAUUAUUUGGAAACUCUGAUGGCUAGCCAAAAUGUAUCCGAUUGGAUUAAAAUAAGUGAAAUGCUGUUGGGACCAGUUCCUCCUAAUUUCAGUUUCCUGCCUAAACAUAAAGCAAAUUCCUACAAGUGAAAACGAUGCCCAACAGCAGAAGCUGCAAGAAACCUGACUUUUUCACCUGACAACUUCAGUAUUGAAUUCACUUUGUGAUUAUUUAUAAAUGAAUGAAAAUAAAAUGCAUCAACUGCAGAUCAGAGGGGAUGGGCAACUACUUACAAUGUAUCAGGUCUAACACAUUGUACAACAGGCCAAUCUAUGUACCCUUGAAAUUUUUCUUGGAAAUUUUUAAUAAAUAUUGAUAUUGCUUUGUUUCCAUGUUGUUUUCCAGAAUUCUGCUCAUAGAUUACUAGGUAUUUAUGGCUAUUUUAUCAUCUUUUUGUACUGAACAAUCCAUUGAAUUUUAUAUUUUGCUUCUUUGAGUGGACGUGGGAUGAAGAUUUCUUGCUUCCAGUAUGGUGUCAGGGGUGGCUCAAAAUUCACACAUUUGUAAUCAUUUAUGAGGAAUGGAGAUGAAGUUGGCUUCUGUGCUUUUGUUUGAACAAUGCUGCUGCACUUGUAUGGUGUAGAAAUUGUUAAAAUUGGAGGAACUGAAAUACAGUUGUUACUGUUGCCUUUAAUGUUCAUUUCCAUUGCCGGAGAACUUUGUUCAGGGGAGCUGGAGUCAUCUUUGCUGGUGAGAACAUCCCAGAAGGAGGGAUAGAGGGGUACUGGUAAUUCAUAAUGGAACCAUUCUAAAUGUCCAUAAGUUCUUAUACCAGGGAGCAUCUUUGUUAGGUGUCUUUCUGCAUGAGCUGAGCAUAUCAAUGAUGAGUUUGCAGACACUCUUUCUUCAUUCAUUUUGCUGGUGUCAGUGGUAUCAUCUGAAAACUUUGAAGAGUUAAAUUCUUGUUCAAACACAGAGGGAUGAUCUCUGUGUAUCACCAAUGUUGAUAAUCCAAAUGCACUAUUUGUUUCCUUCAGUAAAGUGGGUAGGAAACCCACCUUAACUUGUUUAUGGAGAAAUCUUCUGGUUUGUGAGUAGGAGUGAUUCAACAGCAUUCUUCUUCUGUCCAUAUUUACUCUUUCACAAAUGCUUUAGGACUUCAUUGAAGAAUGGUGGAAUUUGACAAUUAAUGAUUUGCUUUCUUUCCCAGGCAUUCAUUUCUUAGAUUUUCUCUAGAUAUUUAUUUCUGCUUCUGCAGAAGUGACUGCAGAAUCAGUUCUGGAAUAUAGAAUAGUUACUGUAGAAUUUUGUUUUCAUUCUUUACACCUAUUACAUCAUAGAAGCUUGUGAUUCCAUACUGAAUCAAAUUGUAGUUCUGAGGAAGGGUCAUCAGACCUGAAACAUUACUGAUUUUUUUCUUCACAGAUGCUGCCAGACCUGCUCAGCUUUUCCAGCAACUUCUGUUUUUUGUAUCCAUGCUUUAAGUAAUGUUAAGACAAUGCUAUGUGAAAGUUGACUAAUCUUUAAAUUCUUCUGUCAUCUGAUAGUUAUAAUCAACUGCCUUUGCUGUAGCUAGUGCCUUCAGCUGUUUGUCUCAUAUGAAUAGAAUUGGCUGAAGACUGGCAUCUGUGCCCCUCUUGGCUGCUGGAGGAGUUUGAGAUGAAUCAUCCAUUCAGUACUAAUGAGGAUUAUUGCAAAUCCUUCAGCCUUAUUGUUUUCACUGAUGUAAUCCCAAUCAUUAGAAUGAGGAUGAGAACGUACAAAUUGCCUAAAUUGUUUGUUACAUUUCAGUGGAAUGUGGCAUUACUGCAGAACUUAAGAUCUGAUCUACUGGUUGUGGAAUCUUAGCGCUGUCUGUCACUUGCUGUUUUGCAUGCAACUAGUUCUGUGGCGUAGCUUCACCAGGUUGCUACUUACUUUUGCUGCUGUUCCUGCUGUAUCCACCUGCACUCCUCGUUGAUGGGAAUGGUAGACUGUGGAUAUGCAAGGCCAGAAGGUUGCAGACUGUGCUGGAAUGUAAUGAGGCAUCUUUUGCAUGCUCAGUUUUUAAACUGAGAUUUAAAAAUUAGAUAUUGAACGUCUAUCCUCUUUCACAUAAUGAUGAUGAUUACACAACAUGAUGAGACCAGUUAAGCUUCAAUGGUAAUUAACACCUUAUUUGAGGCCCUGUUCAGGCUUCAGGUAAUUAAGUCGCCCAGUGAGCUACCUUAUUAAUCUUUUCACCAAACUACUGAAUUUUAAACUCUUAAAAUGGAGAAAGAAGAAAGUUACCAGUUUUAUUCUCAUUGUCACUAAAUUGCUGAAUCCACUUGGGAGGACCACAAAGCACCUGAAGUAGCAGUAGUACACUGGCAGACCAUUCCUGCCACUGGACAUUCUCAAAAUUGGGGAGCUGCAGAUUACAAACCAACCCUGAUAUUAAGUGAUGUUUGGAGGCUGCAGUUCAAUUUUCUCUUGAGGUCUACUUAUUAACAUGGGUGAUUUCCUCAAGGCUGCGGGACCACGCCGAGGAAGCCUGUGUCAUGUAGUAGUAGCAAUUGUUUUUUUUUAAAAAUGGACUUUGCACUGUUUUUACAUCCUCUGAAGUAUGGGAGAUACAAAAAUCAACUUUUGACUUAGGAUAGUUAAGUUGAAAAGCUUUUACGUCAGCUGGUUUUUUGUUUGCUUAAUAUCAUAUUAUGGGCACUACAGACUCCCCUCCCUGACUAAGAAUCACACAAGUGACAAACUUGAGUUAAGAUCUGAGUUCUAAGGAAGGGUUACGUGACCCGAAACGUUAACUUUGAUUUCUCUCCACAGAUGCUGCCAGGCCUGAAGUUUUCCGGCAAUUUCUGUUUCUGUUUCUAAUUUAUAGCAGCCACAGUUCUUUCAGUUUUUAUUAGAGUUGAGAUCUAUUUCAUGUGAUUCUUUCUGCAACAAAAACUGACUUUUUGGCACAAUUCAAUCUUUAGCUCAAAUAUCUCAAUUUAAAAUCAUAACUGACAGUACAGCCAUUCCUUGGCACUACAAUUAGGCUGAAACUUUAAUCUCACUCGCUAUUUUGGAAGAGGGGGUGCUUAAACCUAAAAUCUUCAGACCCAAUGCCAGAUAACCAACAGUCAAAUAAGUACCUGGUGAAAGGCAUUAUAGAUGCAGUGUAAAAGAUAUCCAACAUGUCCACAUACUUAUGCAUAAAUUAGGAAGAACAUUGAUGUAAGUGUCAUCUGCAAAAGGAGGAUGGUUUUUGUUCUACGAUACAUUCUAAUGACAUGCAUACUUCAAUUAUUACAGACCAAACAUGCAACAUUUGGGUUUGUACUAUGUAUGUAUUAGAAAUCAAUACCAUCAUUAGGGAAGCUACAUCUUUUGUACUCAUAAGCUUGCAAAAAAUUCAAUAUCAAACCAAGCAUUAUUUGGCAGAAGUCAGUACAAAAAUCAAUAUCCAUCAUUAUUUUAAAAAAAUUAACUGAUUUAACAGCAGUUUAGUGCAGCAUUAUAUAAUCAGCCAAAACUCUCAUUCCAGAUCAUGCACUUCUCUUUACAUACAUAUCGUAUAACAUUGCAUAACUUUGCAGCUGGUUAUUAGAUUGGGCACUCAAAGAGGUUAAGUUCUUUUGGAAACUACAGUUUUCUUUUCAAUCCGGUUCAGUUAAAUAGUCAUGGUGCACAUGAUGAACUGAAAAAGAAAUUGCAAAAUGUUUAACUUUCAAUUACAAAUCAAACAAAAUUAAACAACAAUAAAUCUUUCCUUUUACAGUUGACUCUUGUUGUGAUGCUUUCCAGGACCUUACUCAAUGACUCAUGAGCUUUGACAGUGAAUGGUGGUAGUCUGUGCAAUCAUGGGAUAAUUAGAGCAACGGCCAGUUUUGUGCAAUGUGCCCAGCAGUAGUAUCAGAUGAGCAAGCUAGAACCAGUA